ACGCAAUCCAUCCAUUUCUUCUUAGGUCUACCUCUUCCUCUAUAUACUUCCACAUUCAUAGUUAACAUUUUCUUACCAACCUCAUUUUCAUUUCGUCUCAUCACAUGUCCAUACCAUCCCAAACGCGCAAUUCUCAGCUUCUCUGUCACAGGUGCCACUUUCAGACUUCCUCUAACAUAUUCAUUCCGUAUUCUAUCCAUUCUCGUUACACCAAACAUCCAUUGCAUCUCUGCUGCAUGCAAUCGCCUUUCGCCAAUCGAAUCAAUCACGCUAAUACCCAUUAAUUAAAUAGAAAAGUCGACGCAUUAGAAUCUGAAGCGGGAAAUACUUAUAAUAAAACGUGAGCCCGAUUCGAUUUGGUUCCUUAACGUUUAAUUGAAACAUAUUUAAUAAAUGUUCGUUUACAAUCGAUUUUAUAAACAUACUUUCAAUUAGCGAAACGGCUAUAAUUUUACGUGUUUUCAAUGCGAGAAAAACACUUUUCGUUCUCGCUUCAUCGCGAUGAAGUCAUACGUUUUCAUCGCAACGAUUGUUUUGGCAACGACUCAACUGACCUGGGGAGCUCCCGAGAAACUACUUCAAAUAAGAAAUGAUAACGGUACUUGCACUAAUAUAGCAGCUAUCCUGAUCGUAUUUAGGAUUGCGUUAUCCAAACAAAACAUCGAAAAUGACAAAAUUGAUUUAAUACUGAACGAUGCUCAGGAAAUGUUAAGAAAAUUAACAACUGAUAAGAAAUAUCGGUUUUCAUCUCUUCAGCCGAUACCGAAGGAGGGAGAAUUUCAAGUAUUAAACACUAGGAUAACCGAUAAUGAACCUAACAGCAAAAUCGGUUGCCGCGACGCCUUAAAGUUAAUGACGGAAUUCAAAAUGAGCACCGAAUUGAUUAACCAUAUCUGUCAAAAUGAACUGUCAUCGAUGUCAUCGAGCAUGAUUGACAGCACUAAAAAUAUAAACUUAAUGGAAACGGGCUUCACUCAACGCGGUUCCGUUCGGAAAUUACCAGAUGAAGUUGUCAAAAAUAUAAUAAUAUCGUUUUAUAACUUUAAGCCCAAGGCCUUCAAUAAUUUAUUCGACACAAACGACAACAUAAAUUCGGACAACUUGAAACAGUUGAAUGAUUUUAUCAUUCAACAAUCGCAUGUAAAAUCUACUUCAAGCAUUGACCAAAGUGGAAAUAUUGUGUAUAAAGUCGAAAAUCCAGAAGCAAUACAGAUUAUCAGCGAAAUUUUAAAUGCAGUUUUAAUGAAACUGUUUGAUUUACAUAAAAAUAUUGCUAACGGUCCGGUUAGUCAUGAUUUCAAUGUCAACAAAAUACAACAAAACGCCGAAGAGGAAUUAAAAAAAUAUUUAUCACAAGAUAAUGUCAGCAUAAACUUAUUUAAUUUAUCGCAAGAUAAUUUAACGAAUAAGAAGGACUCCUUAAUAAAUAUAUUCGGAAACAAAAUCGAGAGCCCAGAAAACAAUCAUGCAUUUAGUAAAACGAUAUUGUUUAAUAAGUAUAUGCAGAAAACUCCUGAAGUUAAUCCAAUUACGAACGCAUUAGCAGACUACAAUCUGAAAAUGCAUCCAAAGCAAGUGAAUGCCGAUCAAGAUUUACUAAAAUUUGGUAAUGAUAAUAAUCUUCCCUUAAUUUCUAACAAACAAAAUCAACCGAUAGGUAGUCUUGUAUUUAAAAAUACUCCUAAUACAUUAACGGAUAAACCAGUAUUAGAAGACUUCGAACAAUAUUUGAAAGUCGUUAAUAAUUUAAAUAAAGCACAAACGAUUGAUAAACCCGUUGAAAAUGUUGAAACAAAGGCAAUACCAAACGAAUUACAGAAGAACGGGGCUGGUAAUGGUAUUCUCGAAUUAUUGAGUAAAUCACCAUAUUGGAAUCAAAUCCAGGAAAUAAAUCAACAACAGAAUGUCCCAUAUCCAUCGUUCAACAAUAAUCUAUUACAAUUACAAACAAUAAAAAACACAGAUCAAAAUAAGAUGAAUAUGGAAACCAUUCAACACAAUAUAAAUACGAACAAUAUAAAUAUAGACGCAAUGAAGAAUAAGGACAUCUUUGUAGAAUUAACGUACAUAUUCAAUAUCGAUCCAUUUGUUCAAACAAAAUAUGUGAAAUACCGAGUACCAAUAAUUAAACUUUACGAAUUACUUCUCAAAAAACCGAUAUUAAAAGAUCAACCUACAAAUUUAUACCACGAUCUAGUUUUAGUUGCGAAUGUGUCUGAUGUAUCAGCUGAUCUCCAAAAAUAUUCAAAAGAGGACCUUUUAACGUUAACGCUAAGUAGUGGCCGAUUGUCGACAGCUAAAAUGAUCGAAGAAAACAACAUAGACAAUCAGUUGCAUGUAUUACAAAAAUUGAUGUGCAAUGUGGAGCCGAAAGACAUUCUGGAAUUACAUAAACAAAAUAUCUUAAACGGUAAUGGCGACAACUUGAAAAUGCAGCAGAGCACAAGUCCUUCCCAAAAUUUGAAUAUGAACAGUUUAGUUUCUAAAGCUUACUAUCAGCAGCCGCUUUGGAAUAAUUGGAAGGCCAGUUUGGCCCCAAAUUUUCUUUAUUCUAGGUACCUUACUAAACCUGUACAAUAUUUUUGGCAAUAUCCAGCCCCUAAUACCUUACCUGCGCCUACAAUGAUUUAAUUAACUACAGAUAAUUUAAUUAUGUAAUAAAUGAAAAAUAUGUAUAUUAAA
This is a messenger RNA of Bombyx mori (domestic silkworm), 2682 nucleotides long. RefSeq lists its product as uncharacterized. The record is from RefSeq and is a predicted model, not a curated record. The coding region runs from base 502 to 2631 and encodes 709 amino acids. Lineage: Eukaryota; Metazoa; Arthropoda; Insecta; Lepidoptera; Bombycidae. The transcript is spliced from 2 exons.